AUGUUCGGUUCCCGGUUCCGGAACCGAGAACCGCGGUUCUGGAACCGAGAACCACGGUUCCGGUUCUCGAGUUAGAACCGAACCGAAAAGAACCGCGAUUCCGGUUCUCGACUUAGAACCGAAGCGAAAAGAACCGCGGUUCCGGUUCCCAACUUAGAACCGAACCGCGGUUCUCG
Didymodactylos carnosus is the source of this 176-nucleotide messenger RNA. The record is from the annotation of a GenBank genome assembly. Lineage: Eukaryota; Metazoa; Rotifera; Eurotatoria; Philodinida; Philodinidae.